Messenger RNA from Quercus robur (English oak), 1686 nucleotides. Its product is annotated as multiple organellar RNA editing factor 1, mitochondrial. The transcript has 5 exons. Gene Ontology annotation, biological process: mitochondrial mRNA modification; cytidine to uridine editing. Bases 131 to 1462 code for a protein of 443 amino acids. NCBI's taxonomy places the organism in Eukaryota, Viridiplantae, Streptophyta, Magnoliopsida, Fagales, Fagaceae. Gene Ontology annotation, cellular component: mitochondrion. The record is from RefSeq and is a predicted model, not a curated record.
UCACUACUUGUACUACUCACCACCACAUUAUUUCUCUUUUCUCUAGAACCCUCCACAAAACCCUUAAAACCCUAAAACCCCAAAGGUACAACUCCGAGCACCACCACCACCACCGCCACAACCACCAGCAAUGGCGUUGUUGUACUCUCUCCGCCUCCGCCGAACCCUAACUUCUCUCUCCACUCUCCACCGCUCUCUCCCCUCAAUCUCCGCUUCCACCUCCACUCCUCUCCUCCACGGCCCCAUUUCCUCCACCGCCACCGCCACCACCACCUCCUCCACCAAUCUCCUCGCUAAACCCCAGCCGUUCAGAUCAUCGGCCAUCGCGCUCUACUCGUCUCGCUCGACCUACAACCCCAACAGCAACGAAGAGAUCGGACCCGAUACGAUACUCUUCGAAGGCUGCGACUACAACCACUGGCUAAUUGUCAUGGAUUUCGGCAAGGAGAAUAGGCUCUCGCCUGAGGAAAUGGUCCGUGCCUACGAGGAGACCUGUGCCAAAGGUCUCAAUAUCAGUGUGGAGGAGGCAAAAACGAAAAUUUAUGCUUGUAGCACAACAACAUAUGUUGGCUUUCAAGUUUUGAUGACAGAAGAGGAGUCUAAAAAAUUUGAAGCUUUACCUGGAGUUACCUUUGUAUUGCCAGAUUCUUACAUAGAUCCAGCAAACAAGGAGUAUGGAGGAGAUAAAUACAUUAAUGGUACAAUUAUACCUAGGCCACCACCAGUUCAGUAUGGAAGGCAAGGGAGACCGCGUGAUCGAAGAAAUAACCAAACAACAUAUAAUCAAUCAAGACCGUCAUUCGACUACCAGGCAGGAGAUGGAAGGAACCGUGGCGCUCCACAAAAUUAUUCACCACAGCAGAAUUAUGGCCCUCCAGGACAAGCACCACAGCAGAAUUAUGGCCCACCCAGACAAGCACCACAGCAGAAUUACGGCCCUCCAGGACAAGCACCACAGCAGAAUUAUGGCCCUCCAGGACAAGCACCACGGCAGAAUUAUGGCCCACCAGGACAAGGAGAAAGAAGAGAUCCUAUGCCCAUGAACAACAUGAAUUAUGCCCCUGGAGGAAUGGGCAGUCACCAGUCUGGGAGGGGAGAUCCAAUGCCUUCACAACACAGCAACUACAACCAAGGGCAGGGAAAUUAUCAUCCCCAAGAACGUAGAGACUUCCCUCAAGGAAAUCAGAGUGCUUAUGUGCCUCCUGGGAAGGAGAAUUUUAUGGGAGAGAAUAGGAAUUAUGGUCCUCCACAGGGUGGACCUUAUGGGCAAGGAGCAGGUGGAUAUCAAGGCCAAGGAACAGAGGGAGCUUAUAAGCAGGGAGCAAGUUCUGGCUAUGGGCAGAGUUACCCAGGGCCUGGAGAAGGUCAAAGGUUCUCACAAGGUGAACAGAAGAACUGGCAAGGAGAGCAAAGGACCUAUGCACCAAUGGGACAAACGGGAAGUGACCAAGGGCGAUAUUGAAAACACUACGGAUGGUUAUUCAAGACUAAGAUGAGAAGGGAUCUGUAAAGAAGAUACGUUUCUCUCCUUCAUUCUCGCAAGCAAGGAGAAAAUGCUUAGGAACUUUUGUAUUUCUUUUGAAUUGGAAAUAAUUUUUACUUUAAAAAAAUUGUUUAGGAACUUUUGUAGCACUCAUUAAAACAAAAAAAAAAAAAAAAAGAAACUUUUGAGUUUGUCAUGGUAAA